Messenger RNA from Lethenteron reissneri (Far Eastern brook lamprey), 1798 nucleotides. RefSeq names its product proteasome subunit alpha type-7. Lineage: Eukaryota; Metazoa; Chordata; Hyperoartia; Petromyzontiformes; Petromyzontidae. The record is from RefSeq and is a predicted model, not a curated record. Gene Ontology annotation, biological process: ubiquitin-dependent protein catabolic process. Gene Ontology annotation, cellular component: proteasome core complex, alpha-subunit complex; proteasome core complex.
CCACCAACCACCACAAAGCCAACAAGCCCAGCCAUGACGGCCCGAUACGACCGCGCCAUCACCGUCUUCUCGCCCGACGGCCACCUCUUCCAGGUGGAAUACGCCCAGGAAGCCGUGAAGAAGGGCUCCACGGCGGUGGGCAUCCGAGGGCUGGACAUCGUGGUGCUGGCCGUUGAGAAGAAGUCUGUGGCCAAGCUCCAGGAGGAGAGGACAGUCCGCAAGAUCUGUGCUCUCGAUGACCACGUCUGCAUGGCCUUCGCCGGGUUGACGGCAGAUGCGCGGAUCGUGAUCAACCGUGCGCGCGUCGAGUGCCAGAGCCACAAGCUGACGGUGGAGGACCCCGUCACGGUGGAGUACAUCACGCGCUACAUCGCGGGCCUCAAGCAGCGCUACACACAAAGCAAUGGGCGUCGUCCGUUUGGUAUCUCGUCUCUGCUCGUGGGGUUCGAUCAAGACGGGACUCCCCGACUCUACCAGACCGACCCGUCCGGCACCUAUCACGCGUGGAAGGCGAACGCCAUCGGCCGCAGCGCCAAGACAGUGCGCGAGUUCCUGGAAAAGAACUACACGGAGGAGGCGAUCGCUACGGACGCACAGGCCAUCAAGCUCGCCAUCCGCGCCCUGCUGGAGGUGGUGCAGUCUGGGGGUAAGAACAUCGAGCUCGCUGUCAUGCAGAGAAACAAGCAUCUCAAGAUUCUGGAGGCGGAGGAGAUCGAGGUGUACGUGAGCGAGAUCGAGAAGGAGAAGGAGGAAGAAGCGGAGAAGAAGAAGCAGAAGAAGUCCUCGACUUAGAAUGACGGACGCGCUCACGCACACACGUACACACACGCACACACGUACACACACACACGCACACACGUACGCAGACGCGCACACGUACACACGUACACACACACGUACACACGUACACACACGCAGACGCGCACACGUACACACACACAGACGCACGCACGCGCACACGCGCAGACGUGCACACGUACACGUGCACACGUACACACUUACACACUUACACACACGCACACACGUACACACGUAGACGCGCACACGUACACACACACAGACGCGUACACGUAGACACGCACACAGACACGCACACAGACACGCACACAGACGCAAACGCAGACGCAGACACACAAACAAAGAUGCACACAUACUCGCACAAAUACUCGCACAAAUGCACACGCAGACAGACAACACACACAGGACAUUUUUAGACCCAGACAAUGCACACACGUACACGCAUAGACACACAGAUAACAAAGACAAAGAUGCCCCGUAUCGGCUUCAGAGAAUGUUGGCGCAAAUAGUACCAGCGAGCGCCUCUAUGAAGGCCGGCACGGCACACGAGGGGGUGGGUGGCCAGCACCACGCCCGGCCGCCUUUGUCUCCCCAGUGGCGACGCUUACCACUACGCACCGCACCAGGUACUCGAUUGAGUCGACCUAGGGGAGGCCCAGGACCAGUUCGGAUAAUCGUCACCGGCGUCGUCCGUGAGCGGGAACCGAAGCUCGGAUCCGUAGCGCGAUCGCGCUCACCGCUGUGCCACCGCUCCCCACACAACACACGCACGUCAACAAUGCGCACGCACACGACAACAGUACGCACACGCGCACUCGUGUCUGUGCGCGCGCCCACGUACAGACCCUAAAGUUCACGUCGCGUGCACGUUUGCCCCCCCUCUACUGGCCCUCCCCCCCCCCCGCUGCCCCCCCCCCCGCCCCCCACUUGAACGAGUUGAGGAUUGAGCGUCAGAGUUCUUUUGUAACUUGGGCUUCUAAUAAACUCGGGCUGGCGUUCA